AUCGAGCUCUCUGCGCUUCCUUCGAUUCUGUAAGUCUCUCUCUCAGUAUUCAUCUUAAUUUCGUUUUGGUUUUGAUCAUUUGUUCUUUGAUUUCAAUCAGUCAUUUUUACCACAUCAUUAUAGAUUGCUGUUUUUUCGGAUUCGUAAUUCUUCAACAACUUCAGUUUCGCUAUGCGUUGGAGAUAGGAAAGAUAUAAGCUCUGUUAGUGUAGGAUUUAAGGAGGAUGAGCUUUCGGUGUUGAUUCUCAAUGCUGCAGUUAUUCUCAUUAAUACAUGUGACAUUGAACAAUUGGAGAAGAUUCCGGGACAGUUAUCACAAGCUUUCUUUGCAUUUAUGAGGAAUCUCCGGGUGAAACUGCGGAUUGCAAUGUCACUCGCAAGCCCUCUGGAUUGUAUGCCACCGGGAGAGUUGUAUGUUAGUAACAUUCGAGUUAGUCAUGUGGCCGAAAGCCUCUUUAGGCUUUCUCUAUGUGUGGCUCGGAUUGUCACGCCUUUGCCUUUUCCUGUGCUUGAAAGAGGUGUGUUUGGUUCCACAGAGUCGGGUUUUAGAGAUUUUGUGUUGAACCACUGGGAGGUAUCACCAUUUCUUGUGAAGAGGAUGGCGGCAGGGGCGAAAAUUGAGGAGGAUGAUCUUUUCGGCCCGUUAUCAGCGAACUUGGUGGGAACAUAUCCUUCUUUUCUUUCUUCUAUGCUUCCAGGGAUGGUUUCUUGUCUUCCUAUUGCUUCAGACGAGUUAAACAUCCUUGCAUUUCUGGAGGAGGUGCAGAACAAAUUGGGUUGUCCUCUAGUCUACCAGCAGGACAUUCGGGUUGUAAAAACAAAAAGCAAGAAGGAGGUGCAUUUCUUUGCGAACAGUCUGGCAUCUUGCUGCGUGAAUGAUCCUCAUUGUCUUAGCACUGAGGAUGUUUUAAAAUGCGAAGAGGCAUAUAAAGAGGGUUACACAGUUGCGUUACGGGGAAUGGAGUUCCGGUUUGGCAGUGUUGCUGCUAUUGCAGAAGGAUUAGCAUCUAUUUUCGGUCAACCAUCUGUAGGGUGUAAGAAAUGGAGGGUUUCUUCUCAGUCAAAUGUUCAGUUACCUCGAUUAUAUGAUCCUCUUGAUAGACUAUAUGGUUCUGAAGUUCAUAAUUCAAUGGAUAACUGCAAACAAUAUUUGCUUAGAGAAGGUGAUAUUUUGUAUAUCCCCAGAGGUGUUCUUCAUGAGGCAUGCACCGAGAAUGUUAGUCUUGAUGGGUCCGCUAGCUGUUCCUUACACAUUACACUUGGUAUUGAGGUUGAACCUCCUUUCGAGUGGGAAGGAUUUGUUCAUGUUGCAUUCUUUAGUUGGUACCAGAUUCAAAAACAUGUUGACAAUUCUUUCGAGUCUUCCAUUCAUGUUAUAUCAGCAAAUCUCUUCCAUGCUGCCAUUGGGUUGAUAGGUGGUUCUGAUCCUACCUUUAGGAAAGCUUGCUUGAUUGCAUCAAUCUUUCCACGGUCACACGCACAUAACUGGCUUGAUUUGGGCCAAAGAAUGAUUUUUCGUCAGCUGAUAGAUAAAAUUGGUACUGAGAGUAGGUUCUUGGAAGUGUUCAGGAGCAUCGAAUUAGCAGUUCAGGAAAACAAGGAUCCCUUGCAACGGAUUAAAUGGCUUGAUUUUCUCAAUAUGGAGAAGGAAAGAAGGCCAAAUCACGACCAGAAUAUGCCUUUCAUGGAAAUGAGGAAUUUACUGUCAUUAUGUGUUCAACACAGAGACCUUGUAGAAGCUGCAUUCCAUCAGCUUAAAUCUAGGUUUUGUGAAAAUGUGAUAGUUGAGGAUGCAAUAGUUAGUUAUAAGAUGCUGUUAGAUAAAUACAGGAAUGUUAGAAAGCAAUACAUGAAUGGAAUGGUUUCACUGCAUCAUCAAUUGUGA
Fragaria vesca subsp. vesca is the source of this 1885-nucleotide messenger RNA. RefSeq lists its product as uncharacterized. Bases 335 to 1885 code for a protein of 516 amino acids. The transcript has 3 exons. Gene Ontology annotation, cellular component: nucleolus. Gene Ontology annotation, molecular function: histone H3K4 demethylase activity; histone H3K36 demethylase activity. The record is from RefSeq and is a predicted model, not a curated record. NCBI's taxonomy places the organism in Eukaryota, Viridiplantae, Streptophyta, Magnoliopsida, Rosales, Rosaceae.